Messenger RNA from Megalopta genalis, 1986 nucleotides. Its product is annotated as succinyl-CoA:acetate/propanoyl-CoA:succinate CoA transferase. Gene Ontology annotation, molecular function: acetate CoA-transferase activity. Gene Ontology annotation, biological process: acetate metabolic process. Lineage: Eukaryota; Metazoa; Arthropoda; Insecta; Hymenoptera; Halictidae. Gene Ontology annotation, cellular component: mitochondrion. The record is from RefSeq and is a predicted model, not a curated record.
AACAAACACAUCAAAAGGAGAGGACUGAAAAAUCGAAAACCGACAAAUGCGACGUUCAAAUAGUUAUCGUGGAGAUGGCAACAAAUCCUAUCCAGAUUUGGUGUGAAGUGACAUCUAAAGCCAAUGAAAUUGUUUAGAUUAUGUGCUUUCCAAAUUUUCAUGUAAUUCCAGUAUAUAUUCCACCGAUUCGACGAAGUUAAUUCGAAUUUCAGGCGUCCGGACGAUUUUUGACAUCUUUAAUUUUUAUUCUACACUCUACAUAAAAAUGUUCGGAUUUAAUUUACGUCGAAAAUUGGAGUCGUUGAAUGCAACAUUCAACAAUCUCGUGGAUAAGAGAAAUUUCAACUUGUGCGGUCUGAAAUUUAUACGAGAACCACUACAACCACUGAAACGAUGUCCAAGAUGGGUUUGCGUGGAAGAUGCAGUAAAAAUUAUAAAUUCAGAGCAUUUAGUUUUUAUACAAGGUGGUGCAGCGACACCAAAUGAGUUAAUACGCGCUAUGACGGAGCACGGUGUUUGCAAUAAUCUACGCGGGGUACGAUUAAUCCACAUGGGUCUUGAAGGAGACGCCCCGUUCGCGAGCCCUGAAUUCGAAAAACACUUUAGAUCUGUGAGCUUUUACAUUGGAGCGAACGUCAGAGAAGCUGUGAACGAAGGCCGUGCAGACUACAUUCCAAUAUUCCUCCAUGAAGUACCGAAACUGUUUUACGAAAAGAGGAUUAUUCCGGACGUUGCCCUGAUUCAUGUUAGUGUGCCAGACGCACGUGGCUUUUGUUCCUUAGGCGUGAGCGUGGACUGUACUCGUGCAGCUCUCAGUACAGCUAAAGUGAUCAUUGCUCAAGUCAAUGAACACAUGCCACGAUCAUUCGGAGAUUCCAUCAUUCAUUGUAGCCACAUCGAUUGGGCUGUAAAGUACAAUUGUCCUUUGCCAUGCGUGGCUAGUUGUCCACCGAAUGAUAUUGAAGCAGAAAUUGGCAAAAUUAUAGCGCAAAGGCUAAUAGACGAUGGAGCAACUUUGCAACUUGGUAUUGGCAAUAUACCUGACGCUAUUCUCUGUUCCCUUGGCAAUCACAAAGAUCUUGGUAUUCAUUCGGAAAUCAUGGGUGAUACAAUGGUGGAUCUAGCGGAACGUGGAAAUAUUACAAAUAAAAUGAAACUUAAACAUAGAGGACGCAUGGUAGCUUCUUUGGCGAUUGGUACUAAAAGAGUAUACGACUUCAUACAUAGUAAUCCGUUUGUAGAAAUGCUUACGAUCAACUAUGUGAACGAUCCUCGAGUGAUAUCGCAACAACCGAAAAUGACUGCCAUUAACUCUUGCAUAGAGAUGGACAUUACUGGUCAAAUAUGUUCCGAUAGUUUAGGUUGCAAGAUGUAUUCUGGCUUCGGUGGGCAACUCGAUUUUAUUCGUGGUGCUGCGAUGGGCCAAGAUGGUCGGGGGAAAGCUGUGAUUGCUUUUCCUUCAGUAACCAGCAAGGGGGAAAGUAAAAUUCAACCUGUACUCAAAGUUGGUGGUGGAGUUGUAGUAACAAGGGCACACGCACACUACAUUGUAACGGAACAUGGUGUAGCAAACGUUUUUGGCAAAACGUUACGUCAAAGGGCGAAUGCAUUGAUUCAAAUUGCUCAUCCAGAUCAUAGGGAAUGCCUCGAAAAGGCUGCAUAUGAGAGACUCAAAACAAACCCAACGAAAUAUUUAUAAUCUAUAUACACGAACGUGUAGGCUUUAAAUUGUAGGUUGUAUUAUCAAAAUUUGAUUAAGGUGUGUCGACGAAUUGAAAUUAUACCAUACAAACUGAAACUGUUCAUGUAAUCACUUUAAGGAGACAAAAAAGAAGGAGAUUAAGUUUUAUAAUUGUUAUUUAACUUAUACCGCAACUUUUGUUAUAUUCAUUACAUGCAAACGGUUAUACAUGCAUGAAUUUUUGAUGUUUUAUUUGAAAGACAUAUAUACAAAAUAAAUAUAUACAAACAUAAUACAAAAUUUAA